Messenger RNA from Cucurbita pepo subsp. pepo (vegetable marrow), 1377 nucleotides. RefSeq names its product Disease resistance-responsive (dirigent-like protein) family protein. The record is from RefSeq and is a predicted model, not a curated record. NCBI's taxonomy places the organism in Eukaryota, Viridiplantae, Streptophyta, Magnoliopsida, Cucurbitales, Cucurbitaceae.
UUUUUAAAACGUGUCUGCUAGGGAGAGAUUUUCACACCCUUAUGCUUCGUUCUCCUCCCGAACCGAGGUGGGAUCCCACAAUAGAAACCUUCGUGUUCUUGUUGGGGUUUCGGAAGUUGAGCCAAUCCUCUUCACCAAUCUUUAAUUUUCAGGCUGUUUCUGGUAUGCUUUCUGAUAAACUAUUGAUACCUAAACCAAUACACCAUUGAACAUUGAGUUAUUCACCAACUCCAUGCCAGCCUCUUCCAUUUCCUUCUAGCCUGAUCUCUUAUAUAUAUAAUAAGCUCGCACAGAUUACCCUCAACCCCAUCAUCAAGGUUACCAAGAACACAAGUUCUAUUAGCUCUUCCUUCAGCUUCCUCUCAUGGAGUCUUACAGAGUUCUCUACUUCCCUAUUAAGGAUAUAGCCUGCCUUCUUCUGCUAUGCUUGAUGUGUUUAUCUGUUAACUCGGCCAGACUUCUUGAUGAGCAGCCACAGGUUCCGGUGGGUACUCCGGUAGGAUCCAACGUCGUCGGGACGCCUGUUGGCAAUCUGGGGCAACCUAGUUUGGGUGGGACGCCGGUUGGUAAUCCGGGGCUAGGAGCUACUACACCUUCAACAACUCUACCUAGUCCUGGUGGGAUUGAAGGUGAUCAUGUCUUAACCUUCUUCAUGCAUGACAUCCUUGGCGGCUCGAACCCGACAGCUCGGGCGGUUACAGGGGCGGUUAAUAAUCCCGCUCUCAAUGGCCAGCUUCCCUUUGCCAAACCCAAUGGAGCAGUUUUAUCAGUUGGCAAUGGUGUCCCCCAGAGUAAUGGAAACAGUGGUCUGAUUAACAACAACAACCUCCCCUUUCUGGUUGGCCUAGGCGGAGCUACAUCGCCAUUGUUGCAAAACAAUGGCGGCGGUGGCGGCGGGAACAACUUCAAUGGCGGGUUUAGCUUUCCAUCUGUUAAUGCUGGACAGCUCCCAUCUGGAGUAUCGAUACAGCAGCUCAUGUUCGGUACCAUGACAGUGAUCGACGAUGAGCUCACGGAAGGACACGAGCUCAACUCUGGCUUGAUUGGAAAAGCACAAGGAUUCUACGUUGUGAGCUCAGAGGAUGGAAACAGUCAAACAAUGGCAUUCACAACCAUGUUUCAGAGCGGCCAUUACGUCGAUAGCCUAAGCUUCUUCGGAGUUCAUCGGACCGCCGUGUCGGAGUCGCACUUGGCCAUCAUGGGAGGCACCGGAAAAUACGUAAAUGCAAAGGGAUAUGCCAAUGUGAAGACUCUGCCAGGCGCCAACCAGCAGCAAACUGAUGGAGUAGAGACUUUGCUGCAAUUCACUGUUUACAUCAGUUACUAAAAGCACUGUCGUUUUAUCAUUGAUCCUUGAAUUGAAAAUAUGUUUUAGUU